AUGACAGAGAAACUCGCCAUGGCAGAGCAUGUUGAAAAACAUGACUCAAUCACCUCAGCAGAGGGCCAUGUCCUACCAGCCCAUUCCGACCUGAAGACCAGCACCGAAGCCCACGCCGCAAUUGACAAAGAACAUAACAUGACCCCCUGGCAGGCUCUCAAACUGUAUCCCAAAGCAGUGGCCUGGUCCCUCCUCCUCUCAUGCGCAAUCAUUAUGGAAGGCUACGAUGUCGUCCUCAUGGGCUCCUUCUUCGCCUUCCCAGCCUUCAACGAGAAAUACGGAGAAUUGAUGUCCGACGGAAAAUACGGCUUAGCCGCCUCGUGGCAAGCAGGCCUCACCCAAGCCAUGUCCUGCGGUCAGAUCAUCGGCCUCUUCAUUAACGGUCUUGUCUCCGAGCGCUUCGGAUACCGUCGAACCCUGAUGGUCUGUCUCACCGCAACAGUCGGCUUCAUCUUCAUCCUAUUCUUCGCUCCAAAUGUCCAGACCCUCAUAGCCGGCGAGCUCCUCAUGGGUAUCCCCCUAGGCGUCUAUCAGACCCUCACAGUAACCUACGCCUCAGAAGUCUGUCCCGUCGCGCUACGCGCCUAUCUAACAACCUACGUGAACCUAUGCUGGGUCUUCGGACAGCUCAUCGCAUCAGGUGUACUGAAAGGUCUAGCCGAGCGCUCAGACCAAUGGGCCUAUCGGAUCCCCUUCGCCAUCCAAUGGGCUUGGCCGAUCCCAAUUUUCAUAGGCGUCUACUUCGCGCCCGAGAGUCCCUGGUGGCUCGUUCGCAAAGACAGACGCGAAGACGCCGUUAAGGCCGUGAAGCGCCUUACUCGCGAAACACCGGGCUUCGACCCCGAGGAAACCGUCUCCAUGAUUGUAUAUACGAACUCGCUGGAAAAGCGCGUCGAGACUGGAACCACGUACCUGGAUUGCUUCAGGGGGGACGGACCUGCGUCGCACGGAGAUCGCAUGCUGUUCUUUUAUCAGCGUGCUGGACUAGCUGUUUCGCAAUCUUUCACGAUGUCUUUGGCGCAGUAUGCGCUUGGGGUUGUGGGGACGCUUUCUUCGUGGGUGCUUAUGACGUACUUUGGACGAAGGACGCUGUACGUUGGUGGAUUGAUGUUGUUGACUGUUGUACUGCUUGUUAUUGGGUUUGUGUCGAUUGCACCGUCAACAUCGGCUAUCUCUUGGGCUACGGGCUCUAUGUUGCUGGUUUAUACUUUUGUAUACGACUCGACUGUUGGACCGGUUUGUUUCUCGCUGGUUUCGGAGAUUCCUUCUUCAAGGCUUCGGAUCAAGUCCGUUGUGUUGGCGCGAAAUGUGUAUAAUGUGCUCAAUUUGGUGACGGGCAUUAUCAUUCCUUAUAUGUUGAAUGUGGAUGCGUGGAAUUGGAGAGGAAAGUCCGGGUUCUUCUGGGGUGGGCUUUGCAUUCUCUGUCUUGUUUGGUCUUUCUUCAGACUCCCUGAGCCGAAAGGUCGCUCUUACGCCGAGCUGGACAUCUUGUUUGAGAACAAGGUGCGCACUCGAGACUUCCCUACUGCGAAGACGGGUCUUGUGCGGGAAGAACUCAAGGGUGAUGGAUCUGUUUGA
Penicillium brevicompactum is the source of this 1578-nucleotide messenger RNA. Its product is annotated as MFS maltose permease MalP. Gene Ontology annotation, biological process: transmembrane transport; carbohydrate transport. Gene Ontology annotation, cellular component: membrane. The coding region runs from base 1 to 1578 and encodes 525 amino acids. Lineage: Eukaryota; Fungi; Ascomycota; Eurotiomycetes; Eurotiales; Aspergillaceae. The record is from RefSeq and is a predicted model, not a curated record. The transcript is spliced from 2 exons. Gene Ontology annotation, molecular function: carbohydrate:proton symporter activity.